UUGGAACCGGCACAGUUUCGCUUAGAGUUGCUUAGAUACAAACAGAUACCUAAGCUCCUCUAGAAGGCCGGGCGAAGUCAACCUCGAACUUAGAAGCCGAGCGACAUCUCGACGGAAGAGCGACCCUUAGCCCGCACCGACUUGACGUAGCUAAUCCAUACGGCUGGGAAAAAGACGCCUGCCUCUAGUCUGCUAUGGACAGGCCCUCUAGCCGCGGAGCACUUGCCCUUGGCGCAGGCGGUCUUGGGAAAGCACCGACUGGUGGAGCAGUGCAACAACCAGAUAGGCCGAUGACUGGACAACGUGGAGCGGCGCCGGCCGGUCCCAUGCGCGCCCCAGCGGGUGCCUCCAUUAUCGGUGCCGGUCCUCCAGGCACGGCCAUGCGCGGAGGCCCCGGCCCCGCCGGUGGGCCCCCCGGCACCGCGUACAAGCGCAUGGGGACGGCAUCUCAGCGACCAGGGACAGGACAGCAGGCGGCAGCAGCGGCGGCAGCGGCACGGGCAGGCCAGCAACUGCAGGUGGAGAACCGGCCCAUCACCAACCAUGGUGUGUCGGGCAUGAAGACGGCCGCGGCGGGCGUUGGUCGCCAGGUGCUCGAUAAGAACUACUUCAUGAACGAGCUGCGGCAAAAGCGUAUGGAGAUUGCGCAGGUCACGUCAAACAUGAAGUCCGACCUGGAGGCUCUGGAGCGCAAGCAGGCUCAGUACAACAGCAUGGACAAGCGCGCCUCCGACCUGAGCAAGGAGGUCAAGAUCCUGCAGGAGGCCCUGGCAGACUACAACACCGUGCUGGACAAGGUGGGGUCGCAGGCGCCGGUGUACGUGAUCCAGCAGGAGUUCGCGGCGCUCAAGGACCGCAACGAGCAGCAGCGCAAGCGCGUGGACGAGGUGCUCACGGAGCGCCUCAACCUCGAGUCCAAGGCCAAGCAGGCCGAGUCCAAGAUGUCUGAGAUCCAGGCGUCCAUGGACCAGCGCCUCAACUCUAUGCCGCCCAGCCAGCGCAACGAAUACACCACGCUCGUGGCCGAGCAGCAGCAGCUGCAGGCCGACAGCAAGCGCUUUGAGGAGGUGCUGGACGAGCUGGACAAGGCGCUGCAGGCCAGCGAGGGCGAGCUGGCGCGCAACCCCUUCAAGCAGCGCAGCCUGCAGCUGCAGGAGCAGAUCCGCGCGCUCACGGAGAAGAAGUACGAGCUGACGGAGGAGGAGCGGCAGAGCAAGCGCUCGCCCGAGGAGCUGCGCGCCGACCUCAUGGCCAAGAUCAAGCGCGACAACACCGAGGUGGAGCAGAUGACGCAGCAGAUCCGCGAGCUUCAGGACCAGAUCAAGAAGAUGGAGGAGCGCGUCAAGAGCCUGGGCGGCGCCACCAGCGGCGCGGCGGCGGCGGAGGAGAAGGCCAACCGCGAGAAGUUUGAGGAGCUGCUGGCCAAGGAGCGCGACCUAAACAACUUCAUGGACGGCUUCCCCAGCCGCAAGGCCGCCAAGAUGCAGGAGAAGCAGCAGAAGGAGGACGGCAUCGUGGGCGUGCUGGAGAAGAUGGUGAAGAUGCAGGGCAUCAUUGGCUCCAACCUGCCCAGCCAGAAGAAGUACAAGGAAAUGCAGGACGAGCUCGAGUACAAGAAGAUGCAGCUGGAGAACACGCAGACCACGCAGGAGCGGCUCAAGGAGGAGCUGACCAUGCGGCGCACAGAGCUGGAGAAGAUCGAUACGCUGGAGGACAAGAUCAAGCUGGAGCUGACGCAGCUGGCGGAGCGGCAGGAGGCCAUGGAGAAGGAGAUGGGCGAGUUCGGCAGCGUCGAGGACAUCCAGCGCAAGGCCAACGCCGCACGCGAGCGCAUGGAGGGCCUGCGCAGUGUGCUGUUGAAGCGCAAGGACCUGCUGCGCUCCAUCGUGGCGGAGCGCGGCCUCAAGUUCCAGGCCAAGCGCGCGCAGCUGCAGGACCACAACCUCCAGGUGCAGCUGGAGAAGAUGGAGGCCAAGCUGAAGAAUCUGAGCGCGGGCGUGUUCGAGAUGGACGAGUUCAUCAAGGCCAAGGAGAGCGAGACCAACUACCGCCAGCUGGCCUCCAACAUAGCGGCGCUGGUAGACGACCUCAACGUGCAUGUCAAGAAGGCCGUGGUGUAAGAAGGAGGCAGUGGUGUAAGGGGUCUCCGGAGGAGGGCGCGUGCCGUUGUUGGGGUGUUGGGGGCGCGGCGCGAGAAGUACGUGCGUGUGGCGUUGUGCCUUUCAGCAGGCUGCACGUGUAGUACGGUAGUCAAGGUGAAGGGCGGCCUGGGCACAGGAGGAUGCUGACGCCGUGACGGGUGACGAUGACAGGCCAUCGCGAGUUUGAUCUCUGCUGUCGAGUCAUUGACUUGGGUUCCUAGACAGGUCGGGCUACAAGCCCGGAGGUUGAUGGCUCACCUCGCAGUGCGCGGACAGCAGGUGUGGCGCAUGCGCAUGUGCCUCAGGAGCGCGGUGCGGACCAGGGAAGAUGCGAUGGGAGUAGGCUAGGCCUGUGUGAGGGCCCUUGCCGAAGCGCCACGGCCAUUCCAUGGCCUGGCCCGAAGGCAGCGCUCGUGGUUGGAUACUGACCAGCGGCGUCAAGCGGCGUACGAUGUCAGAAGUGGAGCUACCGCCCCUGCACAAGGGGUGAUGUACAUACUGUUAUUUAGGAGUCCGCUGCUUAUAGCUACUGGACUGCAGAAGAAGGAGGCUGCAAGGAUCUGAUGGAGGCGCUGGUGUGUAUGGAUGACGCUGUAAGAGAUGCACAAG
Messenger RNA from Chlamydomonas reinhardtii, 2750 nucleotides. RefSeq lists its product as uncharacterized. Gene Ontology annotation, biological process: intraciliary transport involved in cilium assembly; cilium assembly. Gene Ontology annotation, molecular function: beta-tubulin binding. Gene Ontology annotation, cellular component: cilium; centrosome; intraciliary transport particle B. NCBI's taxonomy places the organism in Eukaryota, Viridiplantae, Chlorophyta, Chlorophyceae, Chlamydomonadales, Chlamydomonadaceae. Bases 195 to 2120 code for a protein of 641 amino acids. The transcript has 10 exons. The record is from RefSeq and is a predicted model, not a curated record.